AUGGAGGUCACAGCUCUCUGCAGCAGACAGUUUGCAGAUGUUCGUAUUGUUCCAUCAACACUGCAGCUCUUUGUAUAUGAAUCUGUUUCAUUUACCUGUGAGGGGUCUGCUGGCUCAGUUGGAUGGAAAGUGAGGAACAACAAGGGAGUCAUUAAAACAAAUCCUUAUGUAACCUGCAAUAACUGUAUUGAUGUUGCCAUUGAAUCAGACAGUGGAGAGUACUGGUGUGAAGGUGAAGAAGGACAAAGAAGCAACGCCGUUAACAUAACUGUCACUGCUGGAUCUGUGGUCCUGGAGAGUCCUGUCCUUCCUGUGAUGAAGGGAGAAGCUGUGACUCUGCACUGUAGAAUUAAGACGACCUCCAACAUCACAGCUGAUUUCUAUAAAGAUGGCGUCUUCAUCAAGACUGAGUCCACAGGCAACACGACCAUCCAAAGUGUCUCCAAGUCCAAUGAAGGUCUCUACAAGUGCAACAUCUCUGGAGCUGGAGAAUCACCAGAGAGCUGGUUAGCUGUGAAAGAUCAAUUGGAGAUCCCAAAGGAUAACGACUCAGCGAACCAAAGUAAGGAUCCGUUGGCACAACCUGCAGACAAAACAGGAAAGAUCACUCCUAUCAUAUUUCCGUCGUCUUAA
Messenger RNA from Scomber japonicus (chub mackerel), 633 nucleotides. Its product is annotated as low affinity immunoglobulin gamma Fc region receptor II-b-like. Gene Ontology annotation, biological process: cell surface receptor signaling pathway. Gene Ontology annotation, molecular function: transmembrane signaling receptor activity. The record is from RefSeq and is a predicted model, not a curated record. NCBI's taxonomy places the organism in Eukaryota, Metazoa, Chordata, Actinopteri, Scombriformes, Scombridae. The transcript is spliced from 5 exons. The coding region runs from base 1 to 633 and encodes 210 amino acids.